Messenger RNA from Hyaloperonospora brassicae, 954 nucleotides. The record is from the annotation of a GenBank genome assembly. NCBI's taxonomy places the organism in Eukaryota, Oomycota, Peronosporomycetes, Peronosporales, Peronosporaceae.
AUGCGUUGCCAGAGCACCCGAUCGACUGCUUUUCGUAGCACAGAAGCAGUCGGACCCGAGACGUUCGAUGACCCGGAGCAGCGCAUCCUGGCCAAGGCGAUGGAACAUGUACCACUACAAGGAUGGACAAUCAAUGCUCUAGCAGCUGGUGCCAAGGACCUCGGCUACCCGUCCGUGGCUCACGGCAUGUUCUCGCGUGGCGCAGUCGAACUCGUGGAGCAUUUCAUGGACUCGAGUCUUGCCAAGCUACGUGAGACGCUGAUCCGUAACACGAAGCAGCUGCAGGCCAUGACUGUAGCGGAACGGAUCAAGUUUGGUGCUCGCACGCGUCUCGAGAUGUUGGAGCCGCUCAUUGCUACAUGGCCGCAGGGCAUGGCGCUCGGUGCCUUGCCCCAGAACGCUCCUCACACUGCAAAGAAACUGAUCCAGCUGUCGGAUGAGAUCUGGUACUUUGCCGGAGACAAGUCGACGGACUUGUCGUGGUACACGAAGCGUGCUAUCCUCACCGGCAUUUAUGCGAGCACGGAGUUGUUUAUGCUGAAUGACAAGUCGCCGGACUUCCAAGACACGUGGGCAUUUUUGGACCGCCGAGUGGACGAAACGGUCCAGCUUGGAGAGCUGCCUCAGAAUCUGAAUGACGGGAUGGGCAUGGCUGCUAUCGGACUACAGUCCAUGUUUUCGGCUGUGACGUCACUUGCAGGCCCUUUGACCGAGCAGGUCGUCUCGAAUACGCCUCUCCGUCAUCUUCCCAACCCGAUUUCGGCUGUGGGAAGCGUGAUCCCACCUUCCAUUGUUUCGGCUGUUGUAUCAGGAUUGCCGUUCGGUGCUGCUACUGCUACAGAAAGUGGGGCAACAGGAGGAGAUGCUAUGGCUUUUGAGUCGAAGGAUCUAAAGGAGCUGAACGAAGAGCUGGAAAAACUGGGCGGCAUGGACGCACGUCAGCGGCCGAGCUAA